Molecule: messenger RNA, 10824 nt
Organism: Mobula hypostoma (lesser devil ray)
Lineage: Eukaryota; Metazoa; Chordata; Chondrichthyes; Myliobatiformes; Myliobatidae
Product: trichohyalin-like
Exons: 5
Coding region: 277-1104 (275 amino acids)
Source: RefSeq, a predicted model, not a curated record
CAAGCCGUCACGGCUGACCAGCUGGGUCCUUCUCGCCAUCUCCGCGCCUGCGCAUAUCCUCAGGCGUUUAGGCGCCCGCGCCGAUCGCUUGCCUGCGUCCCCCCACCCCCCGUGGAGGUAGAGACUGAAGACUACAGCACCAGUAGUGAAGACCAAGAAUGUAUGGACAAGCGAAGCAGAGGAGCACUUACAGCACUGCUUUGAAUCGGUGGACUGGACUGUAUUCAGGGAUUCAUCUUCGAAGCUAGAUGAAAACAGGAUUAUCUCUGAAGAACUAUGAAUGAGCUGUCUUCAAAUGGACAUCCUUUUCUUUGUGAUUGGGAUCAACUCCGGAGAACUAUGACCGAACUGUCCUUAAAAGGCCUUCCACUUCUGCAAGAUCCAGUUAUCGGAGAGCUGUUAGCAGAGAAACAAGCUGUGGAUUUGAAGAAAGAAGAGAAACUGAGGAAGAACAGGGAGGCCAUGAAAAAGCACCGGGAUGGAGAGACGGCAGAGCAGAGAGCAGAUAGGCUGCGUAAGAACAGAGAAGCAAUGAGGGUUCGCCGGCAGAUGGAAUCUGAGGAGCAGCGAGAUAUUCGGCUGCGUAAAAACCGCGAGGCUAUGAAGCGGUGCCGUCAGAUGGAAACUGAAGCACAGAGGGACGAGAGGUUGCGUAAGAACAGAGAACUGAUUAAAAGUCGGCGGCAGCAGGAAUCCCAGGAGCAGAGACAGGAGAGGCUGAGGAAAAACUGGGAAUCGACUAAAGUCCGACGGCAGGAAGAGACUGAGGAAGAACGAGAGCUCCGGCUACGCAGAAACUGGGAUGGAAUUAAAAGGCGCCGUGAGCAGGAAACGGAGGAGCAGCGGAAGAAAAGGUUGCGGAAGAACUGGGAAGGAAUCAAGAACCGGCGACAGCAGAAGAGCGAGGGUGAAAAGGAAGACAUGUUGUGCAGGAUUUGGGAAGCGAUGAGGCAGUUCACCCAGCAGGAAAUGCAAGAUGACAGAGACAAACGAUGUCAUUUGCUGUUGGACAGGGGGCUAGUGGAAGGAACACAGGAAGAGAGGCUGCAGAACAGGGAGGCAUCCCGGUGUUGUUUCCAGCAAGAGAUGGAGCAAAGGAAGUGAGAAGGGUGGCUGAGUCUUUAAAACUGGACAUGGUUUUGCCAGCAGUUCCUUUCACCAAUAAUGCUUGCCCGCUUCAGCUUGUUAAACAAUGCUGGUUACUACAAAACAAUUUUAUGCCAUAAAACAGUGGAUUAAUAUUGACAUGUGCAGAUGGUGGAUAAAAGCUGUCUUAAUUCAUUGUGGUUAGCGAUCCACCAGGCUUAAAUUGUCACAAACCAUGGGAUCACGGUAACUCCUGGAAGGAGGAGCUAGACAAUUGAUUCCUGAGUCAGUGGUAAGAGUGCAUAAGAGAUAGAAGCCGGAUUAGAUCUAUUAGCCCCUUGUUUGGAAGCAAAUUCUCUUUUGUGAAUAAAAUGCAGGAAAUGUUUCAUUGUGUUGUAUGUUACAGAUAAUGAACGUUGUGAUCCAGGCAGACAGCAGAAAUUCAGUCAUGCACUUCAGUCUCUCUGUGUACUGCUGGUAACUGUGGUUCAUGCUGUCCUUGUAAGGACCAGGAAGAGAGCCUACCAGCAAAGAAAAGAGAACUUUGGGUUCCACUGACUGUUUCAAAGGGUGUGGAAAAGACAAGUAAUGAUGAGAUUCAGUCUAGCUGUGUCCCAAAUAUGAAGUGCACUCAAAGCUCUGCCAAGUAUGUCUCCAGUCACUGUUUGGACUGUAUCAAAAUUGCUCUGGACCAACACAAGAUUUGGAUGUGUAUGGCAUUUUGGUGAAUUGUUGCCUUCAUUUUUACCAAGUACACUGUAACUGCAACAAUUUAAAAAAAAAAGUCAGUUAUUAAUUCCAAUUUACCAUACAACCAGGAGGUGUUUACACCACACUCCAUUCCUAAAUGGUGGCAUUUGUCGUUCUUUUGACAGGGUUGCUCCUUUAGAACACUUUGUGGGAAGCCCUGUGCUAUUGUUCUUUUUCUGUGCUUAACUAACGGAGGUAGAGUUUUGAUUCAAAAAUCUGCUGCCACUUGCUGUUCCUGGUGUUUGCUGUUUCUUGUUGCUCCAUGUUGCGAUUCUAAUUGUGAUACGAUGCUUGCAUAUUAUAUAAAUUUUAUCCAGAAGAUUGUAUUGUGGCUAACAUGCUAGAAGAAAGGAAUUGUUUAUCUCAGAGCCUUAACGUGGCUUGAUGAUGUGCAAAGACGCUGAAUGUUCAUCGUUAAUCAUUGGAGUCUAGUCAAACGUGGGAGACAAUUAAUGCAGGGCCUCUUAAAUAAUCCAGUUGUUAUGGUGUUGGAUAACUUGUAAAUUUUGUGUAGAAUACCAAAUGACACUUCUUAUGGGCAUCACCCAACUUGGAGCACAAAUCUUGGCUUAAUGUGUCAUUCUAACAGCCAACAUGUGAAGUAUUGGUUUUAAUUGUGGCUAAAGGAAAUGAGAGGGAGCACUUGCAUCUUGUCUGGUAUCUGCAAGGGUGGAAUAAAUGAGGCUUUAACAUCCAUUGUUUUGUCCUUGAAUUGGAACAUAACUAAGUUCUCCUAAACUUAAGUAGUGCUAGUGUUAUUACUGCUUGCCAAUUUUUCACUUACACACUUGAUUUUGCAUUAUAAUAUAGCAGAACGCUGUUGUGUAUGAAUGGCACCAGAAUUAAAUAGCAGGAAUCCAAAAUCAUUCCCCUUUGCACAAAUUAAGACUUCAAUCUCUAGAGUGGUGACGAGUUUAGUCAAAUGAUGUCGUGACAUCGAGGUCAGUCACUCUCACCAUGCCUGCUGAACUCAGGUCCUUCACUAGGCUGUGACCUGAUAGCAUAAUGGUUAGCGAAUGCUAUUACAGGGCCAGGGAUGGGUUCAAAUCUGUUGCUGUCUGUAAGGCAUUUGUAUGUUCUACCCAUGACCACUCUGGUUUCCUCCCACAUUCCAAAGACGUAUGGGUUAGUUGGUUAAUUGGUUACAUGCAUGUAAUUUGGCCUUUCAUAGAGUCAAAAAUGGUAUUUGCCAAAUUCACCCAUCAUCAGCAUCUUGGGAGUAGGUAGAGGGCAGAACUGGUGGCACCAUUGAUUAGACCAACACUUCCUGUCCCAUUGGUGUCUUGUGGCUGCAUUUUGUGCCAUCUGCAAUUUUUGGCUGAGGCUGGCACAUCAGCCACACCUAAAUGCCCAUGAUCACUGAGAAGGUUGAGGUCAGCAAGCACAGGGUAAAAACUAACUGCAGUUCCUCCUGCACUUCUGUUUCUGGCAUAGCAUUGGGAUGCAGAGGUAACAUUAGUGCCACAGAGAUCUAGAGACUUGGGGUCAGUCCUGCCAUCCUGUUCUGACUGUGGUCUUGGCAUUCAUAGGAGCCAAUUGGCAUUUGCCCUGGUGCCAUGCACAUCCCAGUGACGUGUUCCUUGGUAGAUGAAUUGGCUCCUGUAACUUACCCCUUGGGUACUGAUGGGGGGGGGGGAAUGGGAGAAUCUGGGUAGGGUUGAUGGGGGAUGGGAGCAUGGAAAUGUGGAGGAUUGGGUUAGCUCUGGGAGCCAACAUGGAUUCAGUGGGCUUGAAUGGCUGACUGUUUAAUCAUGAGAAACUAUGGGGACUGUUUCCCAACAACAUUAAAGGGGUGGCUGCACCAAAAGAAUUGUAGUGCCCUCAAGGUGGUUUCUUUAUAAGGGCAACAAAUGCUUGUCAGUGACACACUAAUACUGGAAAAAAAAUGGAUAAAUUUAACCCGUAUCAAACUACUGGAAUCUAAUCUAUUAAAUGUUGGGCUACCCAUGUUGUGCUAAUUGAGAAAAAUAGUGUUACAUAUGUGCUGAGGUACAGAGGAAAGCUUUAGUUUUGAGUGCUGGUUGUACAGUAUAGACCAUUUUAAAACUUAAGUACAUCGAUGAAAUACUAAAGAAAAAGCAGGAAAAGAACUUAGAGUUUAGGGUUAUAGAAGCAUAGAAAACCUACAGCACAAUACAGGCCCUUCGGCCCACAAAGCUGUGCUGAACAUGUCCUUACCCUAGAAAUUAUCUAGGGUUACCCAUAGCCCUCUAUUUUUCUGUGGCUCCAUGUACCUAUCCAGGAGUCUCUUAAAAGUCUGUUUUGGUGCAUUAGACCAUAAGACAUAGGAGUGGAAUUGUGGCAUUAGACCUAUAAAGUUUUCUCCACCAUUCAGUCAUGGCUGAUUUAUUUUUCCUCUCAACCCCAUUCCAUUCUCUCAUGCCUUCUCUCUGAAACCUUUGACAGCCUUACUAAUCAAAAACUUACCAACCUCUGCUUUAAAUAUACUCAAUGAAUUGACCUCAACAGCUGUUCUGUGGCAAUGAAUUCCUCAGAUUCACCACCCUCUGGGUAAAGGAAUUCUUCCUCAUCGCUCUUCUGAAUGGUCUUCCUUGUAUUCUGAGGCUGUGCCCUGUGUUCCUGGACUCCCCUACUGUAAGAAACAACCUCCCCACAUCCUCUCUGUAUAGUCCUUUCAAUAUUUGAUAGAAUCCACGCUGAGCCACUUAAACUGCCUGUGCCCAUCGGUCUGCACCGGGACCAUAGCCCUCCAUACCUAUCCAAAUUUCUCUUUAAAUGUUCAAAUAGAACUUGCAUACACCACUUCUGCUGACAGGCUGUUCCACGCUCUCUCAACCCUCUGAGGGAAAAAGUUUCCCCUCAUGUUCUCCUUAAACUAUUCAUCUUUCACCCUUAACCCAUUGACCUCUAGUUGUACUCCCACCCAAUUUCAGUGGAAGAAGGCUGCUUGCAUUUACCCUAACUAUACCCCCUCAUAAUCUCCUCUUAAUCUUCUAUGUUCCAAGGAAUAAAGUACUAACAUAUUCAAUCUUUCCAUAUAACUCAGAUCCUUCAGACCCGGCAACAUCCUUAUGAAUGUUCUCUGUACUCUCUCUGUCUUAAUUACAUCAUUUAUUUACCCCAUUCUUCUAAGCUCCAGCAAGUACAGGCCCAGAGCCAUCAAGCGUUCCUCAUACGUUAACCUUGUCAUUCCCAGGGUAAUUCUCGUGAACCUACUCUGGACCCUUUCCAUGGGAUGUUGUAUCCCAUGAAUUUUGUCACUUGUUCUGUUAUAGCUGUUGAAAACCAGGAGUUAAAAAAACUACAUGUUACCAUUUAUUAAAGGCUAGAAGCAACCUCACACAUGUCCUGGAUUGUCCCAGACCAUGACAUUUCAUGGAAUCGGAUGACCCCCACCAAAACUUGAUAUUACUGGCACUGACUGACCUCAAUAUACAGUUAAAUUUUGGGGUACUCAGGAAAAAGAAAAGAGGGUGAUUUAAAAACAGGUUAGCAGAGAGAGAGCAGUUUUACAUUUAACUCUCAUCCUGAUCUGCCUGGCUCUUACAUUGUUCUACCAAUGUCCACUCUGAGCUUGAAGAGCAGCAAUCUCAUGCAGUGGGUACGUUGCAACCUUCUGCACUUAAGAGUCAGAUUUAACAGUCUUAGUAUCACAAAUGGACAAUAUCACAUCCAGUAUUACACCCAGUAGGCAUUUUUCAACCUUCACUCAAUAUCAGAUUUGAUAAUCUCAAUAUCACAGUUACUGAGAUUGUACAGUUCUCCUGAGGGGUUUUCAUCUGUCAUAACUUCCUCACCACUAACAUUGCAGAUCUGACCUACAGCUCUAACCUGUAUCUCAGUUUCUGCCUAUACUGUCUAUUCACACUCAUUAACCUACCAACCUACUAUCCUUCAGUGAGGGUAUAUCCAUGGUAAUGCCAGCCUAUGAUGUCUCAUGGAAGAGUUUUGGACAAAAACAUUGACUGUUUAUUCCCUCCAUAGAUGCCACCUGACUUGCUGAGUUCCUCAAUAUUUUGUGUGUUGCUCUAUCAAGUAUGUUCCUGCUAUGUAGCUGUCUCCUAUCCUCUCUACUAACUAAUUAACACUUUCCUCUGCCAGUUCUGAUCAAGGGUUCCGUUUAGUCACUGUUUUAUCACAGAUGCAGCCUGAUGUAAGUGAAGGUCGUGUAAGUAGUGAAAUGGCUUGAAUUAGGUAUGAUCUGCCGCUUAUUUGGUCAGUGUGAAAUUGAACAGGUACCCUGAAUUUUCUGAAAUUCGGCCGUUCGGGAACUGGUUAUUUGAUCAACUGGUCUGGGGCGCGAGAUUUGACAAAAAGGAUCCUAUUUUGAAAAAAAGAUCGAAUUUUAUUCCAAGUUAAACUUGAAACUAAUUUCAUUAAAAUGUAUUUAAACUCCUGUCAAUGUGACAAAUUUGAAGAAUUAAGGACAUGGAUUUAGUGCAUGGAGUAAGAGAUCUAGUUCUAGUGAUCUCUUAUUCACUGAGAAAGUGGAUCACGCUGUGGGAGAUAUAGUGAAAGCAGAGUCACUGACAGCGGUUAGAAAGUGCUUUGAUCAGCACUUGAAUCAUUUGGGCAUUGAAGGCCACAGGCCAGAUGCUGGAAGAUGGGACUGAUGCAGAUGAGUACCCACCACACAAUGUGGAUGUAAGAUCUGUAUCCUCCAUCUGGUCACAUGACAUCUGUAUGCCUGCAUCCAGUAACUGGUCCCAUUACAUUUAUACCACAGUAUCAAGUCUCUGCCCCAUGACAUCUGUACCCCAGUAUUCGCCUCUACCCCCAUGACAUCUGUACCCCAGUAUUCGUCUCUACCCCCAUGACAUCUGUACCCCAGUAUCCAGUUUCUGAUCCCAUGAUAUCUGUACCCCAGUAUUCGUCUCUGCCCCCAUGACAUCUGUACCCCAGUAUUCGCCUCUACCCCAUGACAUCUGUACCCCAGUAUUCGUCUCUACCCCCAUGACAUCUGUACCCCAGUAUCCAGUUUCUGAUCCCAUGAUAUCUGUACCCCAGUAUUCGUCUCUACCUCCAUGACUUCUGUACCCCAGUAUCCAGUUUCUGAUCCCAUGAUAUCUAUACCCCAGUAUUCGUCUCUACCUCCAUGACAUCUGUACCCCAGUAUUCGUCUCUACCCCCAUGACAUCUGUACCUCAGUAUUCGUCUGUACCCCCAUGACAUCUGUAUCCCUCUAUCCAGUUUCUGUCCUUGUUAAGUCGUUUUGAGGUUAGGACAUAAGGUGAGUAUUGACUUCAGUGACCAAACUUUAGAUCUGAAUAUGCACUGAAGAUUAAAAUGCAUCUCUGGAUGAUGACGCUGGCUUAAAUUUGUCAUUUGUAUGUAUUUGGGUGUCUAGUAUGGGUGUGAAGGAAAGAGGUGUGUAAGGGCUGUGUAUUUUAAAGGAAGGAUUGUAAAUAUGGAUUUGCUUGAAUUGUCUUGAAUUUUUCUUUGAUUUCCCAAAAUCUUGAGAAAAUUUACAAGGAUGUUGCUGGGUCUGGAGUAUAUGAAAUGAUGUGUAGGGAUUGGGCCAAGCAGACCUUUCCACCGAAAGGGACUCAGUACGAUGCCUGCUGUAUUUUGUUUUGAGAAAUAAAGAGGCUGCAUCAUAACUACCAGUACUUUUCUCUGGUGACUUCAUUCAUGCAACAAUAUUUGGUGUCAGAAGUGAGAUACCUUCUUGCAUUCCAUCCUGUGGCCAGCGAUCUCAGCAGUCUAAGGUGAGUAUUUUUAAUACUUGAGUCUGUUCGGGUCAGUGGUACAUGUGAACGUGAGGUAUCAUGAACACUGAGAGCUGAACUGGUGGACAUAAAAGUAGUAUUUGCGUGUGUAUGUGUGUUUAUGUAAGAGACAGAACUUUGUUAAUUUGGUGAGACGGAGCCAUCAGUUGCGAAGGGUGGUCACUGAAAGUUCGAGACGCCAUUGAGGGCGUGUAUACUUGUUUCAAGAGCUGCAUUUUUUCCAUAUACGAAAGCAAGUGUGUGUGUGUGCGCACGCCUUCGUUGAGCAGAUGCGAGAAUACAGCAGGCAUCAUGAGUCAGGUGCUCAAAAGUGGCAGAUUGCAGAGCACAUACGCUAUAACUGGUGCCCGUUAUUUUUGUUUUGCGUAAUGUGGGAAAUAUUGCAGAGAUAUUUCAUGGAGAAGUUUUACUCAGAUGUAUCUGUCAGGAUGGCAUCUGUUGAGGUCAGGCAACAUCAGAGAACCCUGACGAUCCGAGCCAACCCUUGACCCGGAUUACAAGCAUUCAUAAUCCCUUUACCCCAGGGGAGAAACAAGGUACUUUAUCAGAGCUGCCCUCAAUUAAAGUUGUCUGUGGUAAUUUGGAAUUCUGGGGCAAGCUUGAGGAAAUGGUUGAAAUCCUCCAGAUGCGCCCUGAAGAUAUAGACGUGCUGGUAAAAGUGAAGCGCCCAAGGAAUAUGUGGGACAGUAUGGCCUGGGGGUGCGGGAUGGUACACGGACAACUACUAGGAAUGCUCUUUUAAACAGGAAGUGAGGCAGCAUCUGGAGGGAGGUGAGAGUAACUGGGGAAUGAUGGUGGCAGUGAUUCAAAGAGCUGGUGAGAUCUAUGGAAUAUGCAGAACAUAAACAUCAAGCAUAUGAGAGUUGGAUAAUCCAGGGAGGGAUGACCCAGUCUUCCAAAAAAUGAUAAAGGAAUGCCUGACUUCUCCCACCAGUAAGUUCUAGAUUUAGGGAUUUAGGGACCUACUCUGCUAAGGUUUUAUGGGCCAGUGAGAUAGACUUAAAGGAAAUACAAAAGAAAUCGUAAAGUGGCUAAAGUAGAUGCAGCUGCUGUGAUGUCACAAAGGGUUUGCUUUGUGUGCCGGCAGUUGGGGCACAUAACAAAGAACUGCUGGAAUAGACAUGAAGGGUAAAGGAGUUGAUACGCUACAGCUGUGGCCUAUCGGGACAUGGUUUGAGGCAGUACCCAAAAAAGAGGAAAGACAUAUAGGUGAAAGUCCUGGCAGACGUGCAAUCUCCCAUUCCUUCAGCACUCACACUGAGCAAUCUGACUGUUAUUCAGAUCAUAGAGCUGGUGAAGAUGGCUUCUAGUUUAGAAAAGAAGUGGUGGUCCCCACUGCCAGUGCUGGUGACCCACAUAUGUACACAACAGCAUUGUUAGGGGCCCAGCAAUGCAAUAUGUUAGUGGACAGGGCACCCGUAUCAAUAACUGACCUACCCUUGCCAACAACCAGACAGGCUAUUUAUAUUAGAGGUCCAGGAGCAAAAACGGUGAAAGCAGAAAGAAGCAAGUCACAGACACUCAAAAUUGGCAGGGUGCAGCUUUCAGUGUAUUUCUGGCAACAGAAAAUCUGCAGAUGCUUGAAAUCCAAGCCACACACACAAAAUGCUGGAGGAACUCAGCAGGUCCCCUCAAUGUAUUUUUGGGUCUGUCCUGCACAUCGAUGAGAGGGCCUGUGAGCCUGAUGCGUUUACCUGGCUGAUGUCUCUAGAUGAAGAGUUUUGGCUAUCAGAAAAUGAAGGGGUGAAGACAAAUAAUGUGAUUAAGCUGCAAUUGGCCAGCAGGGAAAGAACCAACAGGCGUACGAAUAAAGCUCUAUUUCUAAAGACCGUUGUUCAAAUUUCUGGAACAAUCUUUCUGCUUAGCAUUCUGAACGUAGCCAUUAAGGAUGAUAAGAUAGAUGUAGAUGUACUUGGCGUAAUUGGGAGGGUUCCAAAGUAGGGCAUUUCUGCUGCCCUAUUUGAGUAGAUCCUCUGUAAGGCUGGCCUUUCAUGGUACAAAUUUAUUUUGCCAAGAAUGAUUUUGGGAUUAGGAUGUAAAGUGAAUAUUGACUUCAGUGACCAACCUUCAGCUCUGAAUAUGCAUUGAAGACCAAAUCUAAAAUGCAACUCUGAAAAAUGGGUAGACAAUGCUGAUUUAAAUUCAUUAUUUGGGUGUCUGUAGAAUGGCCGUUAAGGAGAGAGGUGUGAAAGAGGGCGAUCAAAGGUUAUGGUGAGAAGGCGGGGGAGUGGGACUAAAUGGGAGUAUGGAUCAGUUCAUGAUAAAAUGGCGGAGCAGACUGGAUGGGCUGAAUGGCCGAUUUCUGCUCCUUUGUCUUAUGGUAUUUCAAAGGAAACACUAAAUAUGGAUUGUUUGAAUUCAGAAUUUUUCUUUGAUCUUUAGCAUAUAAAAUAAUGUAUAGGGCUGGACCAAGCAGACCUUUCCACUGAAAGGCACUCAAUAUGGUGCCUGCUGUAUCUUGUUUUGUCGCAUAAAGAGGCUGCUUAAUAACUACUAGCACUUCGGUGACUUCAUUCACACAAAAAAGCCCUCAUGACUUCUGUAUCCAGUCUCUGCCCUCGUGACAAUGGUAUCCCUGACUCCAGUCUCUGGCCUCCCCCGCCACGUCCGACUCCCAUCCCUGGCCCAGUGACAGCUGUACUCUUGUUAAUGGUUCUGUAAGUUUUUCACUGCGUCAUGGGGCAAAGAGACCAGAUAUCUGAUCUACUCUCCAGCCCUCAAAUUGGUUAUGUGUUCAUUGAUCAUUAGUUCUCCUGCGUUCUAGAAAAUAUAUUAUCCCCAGCUCUAACAUUGUGAAUCUGUGCUAUUCCUCCUUGAUACCUAUUUCCCAUGGGUAAGAUGACCAAAAUGUAAAUACUCCAGGUAUUGCUCUGUAAUUGCAGUAGGAGUGAAUAAUCUCUCGAUGUUUUAGGUAGACCCUUCACCAAAAAGGGAGCAGAAGCAAGAAACAUUGAGUGCUUAUUCCUGUCCCUAGAUGCUGGCUGACCUGCUGUGUUCCUUCAGCAUUUUGUGUAUGUACUUUGCUCUUAAUUUUCAGUAUCAGCAGAGUCUUUUGUGUUUAUAAUUUCAUUUUGAACAUUAUAAGAAUUAAACAGCAAGUGAGAGAGAAGAGGGAAGUCUCAUCCAUGGUGAUAUCCAGCAUGUUGCUAUUAAAGAGAAGUCUGUUUUUGUGAUCUUUUUCAACCUGAAGCACCAGAUAGAUGACUCACCUCUGCUUCCCCGUGACCUAAAGUGUUAAAAUUGACCCACAAAUGCUGCCCGAUCUGCUGAGUGUUUCUAUCAAUUUUCUAUUCCAUAU